Drosophila ficusphila is the source of this 2988-nucleotide messenger RNA. RefSeq names its product M-phase inducer phosphatase. The record is from RefSeq and is a predicted model, not a curated record. The transcript has 2 exons. Gene Ontology annotation, cellular component: cytoplasm; nucleus. Lineage: Eukaryota; Metazoa; Arthropoda; Insecta; Diptera; Drosophilidae. Gene Ontology annotation, molecular function: protein tyrosine phosphatase activity. Bases 809 to 2242 code for a protein of 477 amino acids. Gene Ontology annotation, biological process: positive regulation of G2/MI transition of meiotic cell cycle; positive regulation of G2/M transition of mitotic cell cycle; G2/M transition of mitotic cell cycle.
ACCUCCAAGGCGCCUGUUUCUUCCUCUCGGGUCGUCGGGAUUUCUUCGGUUCGAGGAGUAUGUAGGGGAAAUGUAGGGGAAAGGAUUCUGGUCUGGGGAUUCUACCUGUUGCGGAGAACGCUCCACAGGGCAGAGAUUUCAAAAACCAUAUUAUCCCGAUUUUCCUAUUUUCCCUUUUCACAUAUUUCCUUUUGCACAUGGAUCUUGCGCUCCGUUAUGUGUUGGUCCUCGCCCCAUCUCGUUUCCACUUCCAUUUCUUGGGAAUCUAAGAACCAAAAAAAUAAGGAACUAAGAAAAAGGCGCCCUGCAACAACAAAACACUAACUAACUUCUCUCGCGCUCGCUCGCUCCCGUAUCAGCUGUGCGCCCGCUCUCCGACGAUCCUCGGCCGGGGUGCAUCUAUAAAAACCAGCCGCUGCAAGAGAGCCAGCACAUUCGUUCUCCGUUCGUCGUCGAGUUAACAGCUCUUCUUGUUCUACCUUUCGGUUCCUCGUUCGGUGACUUGAACUGUGCGGUUUCAAAAUAUUAACAAAGUAUAACCCUCGCACAACCACACACCAACCUCAAAAAUGAAAACAUGCUGAAACGGACACAUUAAAGAAAAACUAAACCAACUAAAAUGCAAUACUAGCGAAAACCAAGGACUACCAUCCAAAUUUCAAACAAACCAACUGUAAAUGAGUGAAGAGUGAAGACUAAGAAAAAAUUGUGUUUUAGCAAUUUUUCGGCUACAAUUAAAAACUCGCAAGCGAAAUCAAAAUUCUUCAGUUUUUCGAAACCCGAAACACACUACACAAAAACCAACAAAAUGCUGUGGGAAACUAUUGUCGAAGAAAACAACUGCAGCAUGGAUUGCAAUAUCAGUAAUAACACCAGCGGUUCCAGUAAUAUCAACAAAAUGAGUGGAUCUCGCCGUGCCCGCCGUUCCUUGGAACUGAUGAGCAUGGACCAGGAGGAGCUGUCGUUCUACGACGACGACUCUGCGCCCCAGGAUCAGCAGCGAUCUGCCAGUCCGGAACUGAUGGGUCUGCUCUCGCCAGAGGGCUCGCCCCAGCGCUUCCAGAUUGUCCGCCAGCCGAAGGUCCUGCCAGCAGUUGGAGGAGCCAACGAUGUCUUGACCCACACACCGGCUCGCAGCUUCCGCAUCUUCAACAGCCUGUCCUCCACCUGCUCCAUGGAGUCCUCCAUGGACGAUGAGUACAUGGAUCUCUUUGAGAUGGAGUCGCAGAGCCAGCAGAGUGCCCUUGGUUUCCCCAGUGGCCUGAACUCGCUGAUCAGCGGACAGAUCAAGGAGCAGCCAGCGGCCAAAUCGCCAGCGGGCUUGUCCAUGCGCCGUCCUUCGGUGAGGCGAUGCCUCAGCAUGACGGAGAGCAACACUGCCACCCCACCACCACCAAAGACCCCAGAGACUGCCCGGGAUUGCUUCAAGCGCCCGGAACCGCCAGCAUCGGCCAGCUGCUCGCCCAUCCAGAGCAAGCGUCACCGCUGCGCCGCCGUCGAGAAGGAGAACUGCCCCGCACCCAGCCAAAUCGUGACCAGCCAUCCCCCGCCGUUGAGGAAGUGCAUGUCCCUCAAUGACGCCGAGAUCAUGUCCGCCCUGGCCCGCUCCGAGAACCGCAACGAGCCCGAGCUGAUCGGCGACUUCAGCAAAGCCUACGCCCUGCCCCUGAUGGAGGGUCGUCAUCGGGAUCUGAAGAGCAUCUCCAGCGAAACCGUGGCCCGCCUGCUGAAGGGGGAGUUCAAGGACCAGGUGGCCAGCUACCGGAUCAUCGACUGCCGCUAUCCCUACGAAUUCGAGGGCGGCCACAUCGAGGGCGCCAAGAAUCUGUACACCACCGAGCAGAUCCUCGAGGAGUUCCUCACCGUCCAACAGACUGAGCUGCAGCAGCAGCAGAACGCCGAGUCGGGACCGAAGCGCAACAUCAUCAUCUUCCACUGCGAGUUCUCCUCGGAGCGCGGUCCGAAAAUGUCCCGCUUCCUGAGGAACUUGGACCGGGAGAGGAACACCAAUGCGUAUCCGGCGCUGCACUAUCCCGAAAUCUAUCUGCUGCACAACGGUUACAAGGAGUUCUUCGAGUCGCAUGUGGAGCUCUGCGAGCCCCAUGCCUACCGCACCAUGUUGGACCCCGCCUACAACGAGGCCUACCGCCACUUCCGGGCCAAGUCGAAGUCCUGGAACGGCGAUGGCCUGGGCGGUGCCACCGGGCGGCUCAAGAAGUCGCGCUCCCGACUGAUGCUGUAGGCGCUAAGGAGUUCGUUAUCUAAAUUUGGGUGUUAUCGUAUUGUAUAUAUAGACGUAUAGGGGUAUUUAUUUCACGCUGAUUUUAAGUUGAUUUUUGUUGAUUUUCAUUUGUUAAUCCGUAGACUUAGUUUCUCGCACUCGCAGUCGCACCCAAAACAACACUCUCACUCAUGCAAAACAGACAAUUUCAUUUGGAAUUUAACGCUUUUGUUUAGUUAUUAUUGUUUUUUAUGGAUUCGGCUUUAGUUCAAUUAUUUAAGCACUCUAGUUCAAAUUUUAAAGAUAACCAUCGAACAAACAAACGAAAAAUGUGCAUUAUAAUCUAAAAACGUGAGGAACACUGUCGUUAAAAUUUAAGAGAGGCCGAUCCCGAACACAGACCCCUUAAUCAUUUCUAGAUGAUAAGCAGAACAAAAUGGCUAAAAACUAAAAAACACAAAAAAUAUCUCACAAAAACACACACUCUCAUUAUUCACAUCCACAUCCAUUUAAAUGUUUAAGAACUAUCAUUUAAGAGUUGAAAGUUGAAAACUUCUGCUAGGUACAAUUUACGCUUAUUAUUUGUUUAUUUUUAUGUAAUCCGUAACCGAACAAGCCCCUGAAACGCAUACAAGAAAAACAAAUAUUUUACCAUGUAAUGAUUAUUAUUUAAGCAAAGCUUAUUUUUGCAUCAAAAAAGGCAAUAUUAUUGAACAAAGACCAUCAAUUUUAAUUAUACUUAAUACACGACUAAAACAGAACUGAAA